AUGUUCAAAACGCAAUUGAAUGUCGGAAUAAUGGCACCAAAUAAAUUUCUCGACUACGAAGCAUCAUCUACUCAACUCGGGUCUUUACCGCUUUUAGCAGAAAAGAAUGAAUUGGAUUGGAGAGGAGAAGAAGAAGAAGAGAUUGAGUCGAGUGGAGUGAAGCAAAGCAGAAACGUGCAUCAGAAUGUUAUUACUUGUAAAGUUUUACCAAGGAAAGUUUUUGAAGAACAAAUAAAUCACAAGUCAAGAAAGAAAAAAAUGGAACAUUCUGCUGAGAUGCAAUUUGCUUUCUGUAAGAAGACGCACAACUCGACGUGA
Messenger RNA from Clunio marinus, 318 nucleotides. The record is from the annotation of a GenBank genome assembly. Lineage: Eukaryota; Metazoa; Arthropoda; Insecta; Diptera; Chironomidae.